AUGGCGGCCGCGUCGACGGAAUCUUCUAGUGAAAAGACGCACCUAGGAGGUCCAAACUUCCAAGUCGUCGUCAACACCCGUGCAGCCGCCCUCAAGCUUCGUGAGGCCGGCAGCGUCUCCAUCGCCAACCAGUCAGUCCCCAUCGUGCCGACGGGUCCGCAGGUGACAAAUGUGACUUGCCUCUUCCUGCCGACGUUUGUGCGCAACGACCAGCUCGUCCAAGCCCUGGCCCCGUACGGCAAAGUCAUCGACGUCUCCUACGCAACCUACCACCGAACGGCGACUGUGAAAACAGGAACCCGCUUCAUCCGCAUGGAGAUGAAGGAGGCUAACCCCCUGCCCAACUUCCUGCGCGUCGCCGGACAUCGUCCUACUUUUGACUACCGCGGCCUGAAGCGCGUAUGCCGACGCUGCAGGCAGGAGGGCCACGUCCGGGCACAGUGUACGACGGGCUACUGCGACCGCUGCGGUGUCUUCGGGCACCCAACCGAGGGCUGCACUGCCAACUGUGGACGCUGCGGUGGAACCCACGCGACUGUGGACUGCACGGCCAAGAGAAGCUACUCCUCCAUGGUCACCGGAAACUACGCCACCGAUUUCCCGGCCCUGGACCCAGGAAACGCGACCCGUCCCAUCGCCCCCGAAGCGCCGGCCGUACCAACCGUCUCCACCGUCGCCCCUCCGUCAUCACCUGACGCCGCAGCCGCGGCCGCACCACCGCCUCUUCCGUCGCCGCCCCCACCCGCCCCACCUGAGCCAAGCCCGACCGGCUCGGGGGUGACUUCAGCCGAAGCGACGGACUUUGCCCGAACCGCCGCGGUUAUUGUCGGCGACACCGCCUAUGCAGCGUGGAGCCAAGCGUCGGGUGAUGGCGAGGUGUUCAGCGACAGCGACCACCUCGUCAUCGACGAGAACCCCGCUCCAGGUGGCCCCGCAGAGACACCGACCGACACGAAGCAAACUGAAGUGAUGCAUUUCGCGAGGAUGCAGAACUGCGAUCUUCUGUGCUUGCAAGACACGAACUUUGCCCGCUUCCGUGACGUUGCGGAUUUCGAAGCCCGGUUUUCUCACGAGUACUUCCGCAGCCUGGACGUGCAUCUACUCGACGCGGGCCCGUGCUUUUAG
Ixodes scapularis (black-legged tick) is the source of this 1125-nucleotide messenger RNA. RefSeq lists its product as uncharacterized. The record is from RefSeq and is a predicted model, not a curated record. Gene Ontology annotation, molecular function: RNA binding; double-stranded DNA binding; zinc ion binding. Lineage: Eukaryota; Metazoa; Arthropoda; Arachnida; Ixodida; Ixodidae. Gene Ontology annotation, biological process: activation of innate immune response. Bases 1 to 1125 code for a protein of 374 amino acids. The transcript is spliced from 4 exons.